UGAUGGCAAUGUCUAAAGAACUGCUGCCUACGUUGAUGGGCGAAUAUCCGGUUUCUACUUGCUAUGCUUUAUCGUGUCGUGUUCAAACGAUGGAGACAGGAUGGAGGCUUUUCGAUGUUGCUCUCGAAUCUCAUGGAUUCGAUUCUGCUAGCGCAUACAAGCGUCCUAUAGCAGUCUGCCUACGACCUGAUCAGACUAAGAUAGAUGCGGAAGGCGUUGGUUCACAUUAUCAUCAUGUUCAAGUUUUGUUUCGGCCGUUAAAAUUGUUUGAAUUGUGUUGGAAGAAAAGAGAAAAGUAUCUAGAUAUCAUAGGAGGACGUUUUUAAAGUAACAGGGACCGAAAAUUUCCUAACGUCUUUUGGUUUCGCUAACUUGAAACAUGUGUCCGCCUCCCUCAGUUCUUCAAUCCAUUUGAGUAUCCGUUCUUAAGAGCCUGCUGCAAUGCCUCGGGAAUCGCCUUGCCGUUGGCCAUCUUGCCAUUGGCGGUGACUUCCUCGACAGGCUUGUCGUUCACUGUGUAACCAGUGUCGCUAGCGUCGACGAAGGCAUCAAGACCUUCGCCGUUGCGGGGGUAUUGCUUCAUAAUCUCCUUGUGUUUCCGGAGAGCUUCGUUCAUCUCCUCGGCCUUCACGUCGUUCAGGAAGGUGCAGCUACCAAUGGGGUUGGGCACCGCGGCUCGCAGCAUGCCGUCUCGCGUCUUGAGGAUAGCCUUGGUGGCCUUGUCGAGCAUCUCCUCGUCGAAGAGCUCGUGGUCCAUGGAGAGGCCUGCUCUUGAGAAGAGGUUGAGAAUUCUGUGGUGCUCUUCCUUAGACAGUAGUCCGCGGUGGUUGGCCAAUGUGGCUGAGUAUGCCAUAUCAAUGGAGAUGGCAUGGCCGUGGCGCAGAGGCACUGAAGGGGAGAGCUGUUCACUAUAUCAGCUUUGUUCGUCCGCAAAAGUUCGUUUAACUCACUUCGUGGAGAGGGCUCCAUGUGUGACCAUAGGCGAUGACACGGUCCAGACCAAUCUCGUGAAGGUUAGGAGUCUCCAGCUUCAACAUCUCGUGGAUGCCAGCACGGUUGAUCUCAUCUGCAGCUUGACGGACUUCCUGGGAAGCAUCAUCGGAACGACCAAAGCGUGUCUGAAUCAACUUCUCGCAGUACUUGUCAAGUAGAUCAAACGU
This is a messenger RNA of Periconia digitata, 1160 nucleotides long. The record is from the annotation of a GenBank genome assembly. Lineage: Eukaryota; Fungi; Ascomycota; Dothideomycetes; Pleosporales; Periconiaceae.